Messenger RNA from Gekko japonicus, 1470 nucleotides. RefSeq names its product STEAP2 metalloreductase (gene STEAP2). Gene Ontology annotation, biological process: copper ion import. The transcript is spliced from 4 exons. The coding region runs from base 1 to 1470 and encodes 489 amino acids. Lineage: Eukaryota; Metazoa; Chordata; Lepidosauria; Squamata; Gekkonidae. The record is from RefSeq and is a predicted model, not a curated record. Gene Ontology annotation, cellular component: endosome; plasma membrane. Gene Ontology annotation, molecular function: ferric-chelate reductase (NADPH) activity; cupric reductase (NADH) activity.
AUGGAAUCAAUUACUAUGUUGGGAAGUCCUAAAAACUUAAAUGAAACUUUCUUGCCAAAUGGUGUAAAUGGUAUCAAGGACGACAGUAAGAUUACAGUUGGCAUCAUUGGAACAGGGGACUUUGCUAAAUCCCUGACAAUCAGGCUUAUCAGGUGUGGGUACCAUGUGGUUGUAGGAAGCAGAAACCCCAAGUUUGCUGCUGAGUUCUUCCCACAUGUUGUUGAUGUCACUCACCAUGAAGAUGCUGUAGCAAAAGCAAAUUUAAUCUUUGUCGCCAUACACAGAGAACACUACAGCUCUUUGUGGGACCUCAAACAUCUGCUAGUUGGUAAAAUUCUCAUAGAUGUUAGCAACAACAUGAGAGCCAACCAGUAUCCAGAAUCCAAUGCCGAAUACCUGCAGUCGCUUUUCCCAGAUUCUGUUGUUGUCAAAGGAUUCAACGUUAUUUCAGCCUGGGCACUGCAGUUAGGACCAAAAGAUGCCAGCAGACAGGUCUACGUAUGUAGUAACAGUGUUCAGGCUCGCCAUCAAGUUAUUGAACUUGCUCGUCAGCUCAACUUUAUCCCCUUUGAUUCGGGUGCUCUGUCGUCUGCAAAGGAGAUUGAAAAUUUACCCCUGCGCCUCUUCACGCUGUGGAAAGGACCAGUAGUCGUGGCCAUUAGUCUGGCGACUUUCUUCUUCAUCUAUUCGUUCAUUAGAGAUGUCAUACAUCCAUAUGUGAGGAGCCAGCAGAGUGAUUUCUACAAGAUUCCUAUUGAGAUUGUGAAUAAGACAUUGCCAGUUGUUGCUAUCACUUUACUGUCUCUGGUGUAUUUAUCGGGGCUCCUAGCAGCUGCUUAUCAGCUCUAUUAUGGCACCAAAUACAAACGAUUUCCACCCUGGUUAGAGAGCUGGUUGCAAUGCAGAAAACAGCUUGGACUGCUUAGUUUUUUCUUUGCAACAGUGCACGUGGCUUACAGCCUCUGUUUGCCCAUGCGGAGGUCAGAACGCUACUUAUUCCUCAAUAUGGCGUAUCAGCAGGUCCAUGCAAAUGUUGAAAAUUCAUGGAAUGAAGAAGAAGUGUGGCGGAUUGAGAUGUAUGUGUCCUUUGGAAUAAUGAGCCUUGGUCUGCUUGCUUUGUUGGCUGUAACUUCUAUUCCUUCAGUAAACCAAUCUUUAAAUUGGAGGGAAUUCAGUUUUAUACAGUCUACACUGGGAUACGUCGCUCUGCUCAUAAGUACUUUCCACGUGUUAAUUUAUGGAUGGAAACGAGCCUUUGAAGAAGAAUACUACAGAUUUUACACACCACCAAACUUUGUUCUUGCACUGGUCUUACCGUGCAUAGUAAUUUUGGGUAAGAUAAUUUUGCUUUUGCCUUGUAUAAGCAGGAAACUGAAACGAAUAAGAAGAGGAUGGGAGAAAAGACAGUUUAUGGAUGAUGGCAGUGGAACUGUUCCAUAUCCCUCACCAGAAAGGAUUACAGUCAUGUGA